GGUGGCAGUGAUGCAUCUAAUCGUUAGGGGCAAACCGCCAAUAAACCUUAAAGAAGAAGCAGAAGAAGAAGAAGAAGAACGAGAAGAAGAAGAAGAAGCAGAGCAGCUACUGCAGACUUAUUUUUAUAUUUAAAUAUGUUUUCCCCUUCUUGUUCAGUAGGUUUACUAUCAGCCCUAGUACAAUUGACCACCCAGUGCUAAGCCCUACCAUUAGCGGUGUGCUGGUUGAUACAGCAGAGCUAGCUCCACUGCUAACUUAGCUUAGCUUCUUCUGGUGUGUUGCUAACUCCACUUAGCUUAGUUAAACAACCUUAAAAGUGUGUUAAGUAAGCUUAGUCUGCAAGAGGUAACAGUUCACAUCAAACGCGUCUACAUUAUAGAGCAUGGCGCUCAAGUCGGGAGAGGAGCGUCUGAAAGAGAUGGAGGCUGAGAUGGCUCUUUUUGAGCAGGAGGUCCUCGGUGGUCCGGUGGCAGUAUCGGGGAGCCCCCCUGUGAUGGGGGAGGGAAUACCUGUAGCUCUCUCUGUCCCAGUAAUGCGAGCCAUUAUUGGCACCAACACCUACAGUCAGGUCCAGCAGACAUUAGAUGCCAGAGCUGCUACUUUUGUUGGUCCUCCCCCGGUGUUUGCCGGUCCAGUCCCUCCGAUGCGUCCUCCCAUGCUGAGACCGGCCUUUGUCCCUCAUAUCCUGCAUAGACCUGUUGGUCAGAGGAUGCCGAUGAUGCGCGGCCCUCCAAUGGCACCUCCUAUGCCCCGGCCUCCUCCUCCCUCCUCCCAUGAUGAUGCCUCCUUCCAUGCAGGGCCCAUCACCUCAGGGCGCUCCUCAGCCCCUCCAACACAUGGCUGCCCCCCCCCUCAGGUCUCAACUCUUCCUAUAAACCCAAAUGGACACUGUGCUGUUUCUCUCGGUCAACACCAUUGCUUAUUGUUUUCCACAUGGGGUGAAAUUGUAAAUCUUGCGUCUGCUCCUUCUCUCUCUCUCUCAGGUCCGAGAAUAUGGUCUCCAUGGGGGUCAGCUCCGCCCAUAAGACAGGGACCCCGCCCCCCAUCAAACCCACCACAAUCAAUUAUCCAGGCGGCACCGACCGUGUACUCUGCUCCACCCACCCCGCUGACAGAAAGGAUUGAUGUCAGAGCUCAGAGACAGGCCAGAAUGGAGGAGCUGGCAGCGCGGGUUGCAGAGCAGCAGGCAGCAGUGAUGGCAGCCGGUCUACUGGACAAGAAGACCGUGAAGACAAGCAGCACGGUUAUCGGACCCAGCAUGCCUGAGCCCGAACCCCCCCACACUGAGCCUGUAGAAAGUGCUACAGAGGACAAGAAGCGAGGGAAGUCGGAGAAGGUGAAGAAGUGUAUCCGUACGGCAGCAGGAACCAGCUGGGAGGACGCCAGUCUGCUGGACUGGGAAUCAGAUGAUUUCCGUAUAUUUUGCGGUGAUCUUGGCAAUGAGGUGAAUGAUGACAUAUUGGCCAGAGCCUUCAGCAGAUACCCGUCUUUCCUCAAAGCGAAGGUGGUGAGAGACAAACGAACAGGCAAGACUAAAGGCUACGGCUUCGUCAGCUUCAAAGAUCCCAACGACUACGUCAGAGCCAUGAGAGAGAUGAACGGGAAGUACGUCGGCAGUCGUCCCAUCAAACUGAGGAAGAGCAUGUGGAGGGACCGCAACAUGGAAACGGUACGCAAGAAGCAGAAAGAGAAGAAGAAGCUGGGCCUCCGGUAGAGACUGUGUGCUGCUCAGUGUACAAGUAUGACAUUGUAAAUGCUUUCACUCUUUUUUUUCAUUAAAUAAAACCAUUUCUUAGUUCUUGAUAUGGUCACUUUCAAUUUUA
This is a messenger RNA of Gymnodraco acuticeps, 1824 nucleotides long. RefSeq names its product RNA binding motif protein 42 (gene rbm42). Gene Ontology annotation, molecular function: mRNA binding. NCBI's taxonomy places the organism in Eukaryota, Metazoa, Chordata, Actinopteri, Perciformes, Bathydraconidae. The record is from RefSeq and is a predicted model, not a curated record.